Panthera uncia (snow leopard) is the source of this 2358-nucleotide messenger RNA. It is a transcript of the gene SMAP1, whose product is annotated as small ArfGAP 1. Gene Ontology annotation, molecular function: metal ion binding; GTPase activator activity. The transcript is spliced from 11 exons. The record is from RefSeq and is a predicted model, not a curated record. The coding region runs from base 119 to 1534 and encodes 471 amino acids. NCBI's taxonomy places the organism in Eukaryota, Metazoa, Chordata, Mammalia, Carnivora, Felidae. Gene Ontology annotation, biological process: regulation of clathrin-dependent endocytosis.
GCCGCUUCCUCGGCUGAGUCCGCCCGCGGUCCCGGCGGCUCCAGGUGUGUUCACCCCGCCCAGCUGCCAGAGCCCGCCGCCGCCGUAGCUGCCCUGGGCUCCUCGCCCCGCUUCCGAGAUGGCGACGCGCUCCUGCCGGGAGAAGGCUCAGAAGCUGAAUGAGCAGCACCAGCUCAUCUUGUCCAAGCUGCUGAGGGAGGAGGACAACAAGUACUGCGCCGACUGCGAGGCCAAAGGUCCUCGAUGGGCUUCCUGGAAUAUUGGUGUGUUUAUUUGCAUCAGAUGUGCUGGAAUCCAUAGAAAUCUUGGGGUUCAUAUAUCCAGGGUCAAGUCAGUCAACUUAGACCAAUGGACACCAGAACAGAUACAGUGCAUGCAAGAUAUGGGAAAUACUAAAGCAAGACUACUCUAUGAAGCCAAUCUUCCAGAGAAUUUUCGAAGACCACAGACAGAUCAAGCAGUGGAAUUUUUCAUCAGAGAUAAAUAUGAAAAGAAGAAAUACUACGAUAAAAAUGCAAUAGCUAUUACAAAUAUUUCCUCCUCUGAUGCUCCUCUUCAGCCUUUGGUGUCCUCUCCUUCUCUACAAUCUGCUGUUGAGAAAAACAAAUUGGAGAAAGAAAAGGAAAAAAAAAAGGAAGAGAAAAAGAAAGAAAAGGAACCAGAAAAGCCUGCAAAACCUCUUACAACUGAAAAGCUGCAGAAGAAAGAAGAUCAGCAGUUGGAGCCUAAAAAAAGUACCAGCCCUAAAAAAACUGCAGAGCCCACUGUUGAUCUUUUAGGACUUGAUGGCCCUGCCGAGGCACCAGUGACCAAUGGGAACACAACCACGGUGCCAUCCCUGAAUGAUGAUCUGGACAUCUUUGGACCAAUGAUUUCUAAUCCCUUACCUGCAACGGUCAUACCCGCAGCUCAGGGGACGCCCUCUAUACCUGCAGCUGCCACUCUGUCUACAGUAAUAUCUGGAGAUCUAGAUCUCUUCACUGAGCAAGCUACAAAGUCAGAAGAGGUAGCAAAGAAACAACUCUCCAAAGAUUCCAUCUUAUCUCUGUAUGGCACAGGAACCAUUCAGCAGCAGAGUACUCCUGGUGUGUUUAUGGGACCCACAAAUAUACCAUUUACCUCACAAGCACCGACUGCAUUUCAAAGUUUUCCACCAAUGGGCGUGCCUGUGCCUGCACCUGCAGCUCCUGGCCUUCUAGGAAAUGUGAUGGGACAGAGUACAAGCAUGAUGGUGGGCAUGCCCAUGCCCAAUGGGUUUAUGGGAAACGCACAAACUGGUGUGAUGCCACUUCCCCCAAAUGUGGUUGGCCCCCACGGAGGAAUGGUGGGACAGAUGGGCACGCCCCAGAGUAAGUUUGGCCUGCCGCAAGCUCAGCAGCCCCAGUGGAACCUCUCACAGAUGAAUCAGCAAAUGGCCGGCAUGAGUAUCAGCAGUACAAACCCCGCAGUGGGUUUUGGCCAGCCCCCCAGCACAACAGCGGGCUGGUCUGGAAGCUCAUCGGGUCAGACUCUCAGCACACAGCUGUGGAAAUGAAAACUGCACUGCAAGUUUCAUCCAGAACUACCACCUGACAUUCCUUGCUAAAACGCAUCUAGUUCCCCUGUUUAUUCAUGUACAUAUUUUUUUUUUCUUUUUCCCCAUUUGUUCAUAUUAGGAAUUAUCUGACUGACCGUGUUGGUCUGUACAGAUUAAAUUUGAUGUGAAAAGCAGGUUGAGAAACGAUUUUAUGUCAAGGGCAGCUUUGCUCAUUUCCCAUGAUUUCGUAAACCACAUUAUUUGAGAAGCUGCUCAGUCAACUUGCAUAAUCAGUUUUACUCUCGAUAAAAGUAUAGCUCUAAUGUUUGCAUAUAAGGGAAGUAGUUAUCAUGUUAGUAAUACCUCUAACAGUAUAAACCCCACCCCCAAAUUAGCCAGUAAUCCUGUAGGAAGGUACUGUAUGAUCAAAUGUUUAAUCAUAUAAAUAGAAUGUAAAUGUGUCACUGAGCACUGUUUUCUAGUGUAUCGAAGUUCUUUUAUUUCAUCAUUCACUUCACUGUGCUGUUGUUAUGAUGUGCUUAACAGGGAACGUGGUUAGUGAAAGGAAGAUAAACCUGGAUGUUACUACAAAACUUAGUUUAACGAAUGUUUAAAGAACUCAAAUUUUAUCUGCCUCUCUUGUAAUUUGGAUCUCUUCUUAUGUACAUAGUGCUAAUAACAUGAAGACCUUUCUCUGCACUAUAUGCAAACAGGGUAACUAAACAAAGCCACUUUCAAUCCUUGAAGGUAUAUCCAGGUUUAUGACAGUAAUUGUGUUUACAUUUUAUGGUGCCUAGUAUUGACAAAAUGUUAUAUCCCUAUAUUAAACAGAUAAAUCCAUA